AUGCUACCGUCCCCGUUUGAAAGACUUUCACUUAGGUGCUUCUCGUCUCUUCAAGGAAACCUAAAAAGAGUCAAUACUUGCACUCUCCGUCUCCAGAUACCCACUGAAGAUCUUCCCGAAACAGAGCCCUCAAAUCAAGAAACCUCCAGUAGCUCUGACUCCGAUUCAAGAAACGACCUUGACUCGCAGUCUCCUGAUCAUUCUUCACAAGGUGCUUCUUCACAGAUUACCGAUUCAGAUGUAGAAAAAGCGAUCAAGCAUUUUGUCACCAGAAAGCCAUCCAAUUACAAAGCAAAAGCCAAUCCAAGUUCCUCCAGAGAUGCCUUGGGUUCAUCUGAGCUUAUAAAUCCUCAUAAAUAUGACUCUUUGGCCCAAAUACUUACCGCAAAUUCAAGCGCUACCAUACUUCCUCUGGAUUUCAUUGUUCAGAAUGAUGCCACUCCUUAUGACCAGCUACUCCGUGCUCAGGGUGAAGAUUUGCAACAUCCAAAGAACCAUGCUAGACUUUCUGUCACCAAGAUUCUUCCCUUCAAUUGGUGCGAGCUUAAAUCCAUGUUCAACGUCUACAGUGGAGUUUUCCAAAAGACAGCUACCAAACCAAUGCUCAGAGGUAAGGUGGAGCAUUCUACUUACGAACAUGCUACUCAUCCGGCUGAAAAGUAUUCCAUCAAUGUCAAUGGUAUUACUAAACAUAUUAAUAUAGAAAAGACUCGUAGCUUCAUGAAGGACACGGAAUUACCCGUCCAACCAAUCAAAGAGUACGAUUUGCAAGGCCUGUACGCCAUGCUGAGUGAACUUCCGGUGGAACCAGUUCUCAGAGAAUUGGCAAGUAACUGGACAAGCACCAUACUUCGACUAUUAACAUUGUUCCAGUUUGGUGAAUGUAGGGAAGUUUUGGUUCAAGGAUUGUACAAUAAAGCCGAACAAGCUUUAUUGCAGACAGACGAGCAGCUAUCGUCCACCUCAUCGUCCGAUUAUAUCAUCAUCAGUGGAGUUAUUGAUCACCUUGUCCUUGAAAGUGGCUCUGCAGAAGGUGCUUUCGAUGGUUACCAGGAAGAGCUUCGCGAUUCCAUCCCUGACUUCCUCGAUAUAUCCGAACUUAUCAAUCAGAUUCAGUUGAAAGCAGAUCGAUGGUGUGAUCAAUCCGACUCUCUGCUCUAUAUCACCGUCAAGGACUUGAAGACAAGAAGAACGCGCUCCUUGCCCCAUCCUCUGCAACAGCAGAGUGCCAAAUACCAAGUCGGAAUGUAUAGAAAGUUCCUCGAAAUACUGUCCAUCGACCCAAAACUUACUUAUCAAAUGCUUUUAAUCAAUGCAAGAAAAAGAGGUAUCGAUCCUUACUCUGUGCUUCCUGAACCUUUGGUCAUAGAGCUCGUUCUCGGUAAUUAUUACCUGAUCAAAGACUUCGACAGACUUAAGCACGGUAAACCAAUAGGUUUCGCUCCUUAUGACAAUGAUAGUCAUAUCAAGGGAAACUUCAAUAUAUCAUCUGCAGGAAAAUACACCAUCGGAAACAAUCUCUCAGGUGAUUGGACUAAUCCUCCAACAUUGGCCUAUUUAGCGGCAAGACUGGCGCAGCUUCAUCAUUCUAUAAACCCAUUUCUCUCUAGCCAGAAUUUCAUAGAAUAUUCCUGCCAAGGAAAAGUAUUCCGUCAGAUCAAGGAUAUCUAUCAUGAAGAGGAUAUUGAUUCGGCAAUUAGACAUGGGAUGGAUCUAUGGCUGGGACACAGAGAACCAGAAACGCCUUUCAUUAAAUCCAUUUGCAAAAACUGCGAGUUCAGAAAACAAUGCGAAUGGCAUCUUCGUCAAGAGGGUGCAAUCAACAAUAUAUAA
Brettanomyces nanus is the source of this 1833-nucleotide messenger RNA. RefSeq lists its product as uncharacterized. The record is from RefSeq and is a predicted model, not a curated record. Gene Ontology annotation, cellular component: mitochondrion; nucleus. Bases 1 to 1833 code for a protein of 610 amino acids. The transcript has a single exon. Gene Ontology annotation, biological process: interstrand cross-link repair. Lineage: Eukaryota; Fungi; Ascomycota; Pichiomycetes; Pichiales; Pichiaceae. Gene Ontology annotation, molecular function: single-stranded DNA 5'-3' DNA exonuclease activity.